Molecule: messenger RNA, 1500 nt
Organism: Colletotrichum truncatum
Lineage: Eukaryota; Fungi; Ascomycota; Sordariomycetes; Glomerellales; Glomerellaceae
Source: RefSeq, a predicted model, not a curated record
AUGCGCAGCGUCAUCUCCGCCCUCCGUAGCCCUCUUUCCCGGGUCUCGCAGGCCCCGGCUUGCAGCCGUUCAUUCGGUACCACCGCGCCGUAUCGCGCUGCGUCCACGAACGGCAACGGCAAUGAGGCCGCGCAGUUUAACCCGAGGUGGCUUUCAGAGCUGCAGGCGCGCAUCAAGCAUUGCGCAAGCCUCAAUCUGCAGGGCGAGCAGGCGCAGGAGCUGAAGGCGCUUCAGACGGCCGUCAAUGGCCAGUGGCUUGAGCUGCUCGCCGGCCGUGAAGGCUUCCUCACAGGACGCAAUGGUCACGUCAACAACGUCGUGUAUAACAAGUACGCUGAGUCGGCGCGGGUGAACUGGCUCCGCAACUUCGCGACGACCGUGGACCCGGAGCACGCGGACGAGUGGGCCAAUCUUAUGACGCCCCGGGACAUUGGCCUGAUUAUGAGAAGCAUCAAGACCGACUACAAGUUUCCCAUGGCCUACCCAGACCAUGUCACAGUCCUCCACAAACUCGUGUCCAAACCAACCUACGAGUCAGACUACGUCCUUCUCGAAGCUCUGCUCAUCUCCGACCGUCACCGCCGGCCCGCGGCCCGCUGCUUCGAGGACAUCGUCGUCUACGACUACAAGACCGCCAAGCGCACGCCACUCAAGCCGUUCAUGGUCGACAGAUUGCGCGAAACUUACGAGGCGCAAGAGCGCAGUAAGCAAGAGUGCGAGGAGAAGGUGAAGGAGCUCGUCGAAGUUAAACCAGAUCAGGUUAUCAUGGGCAGCGUCUCGUUCCGCGAACACAUCCGCUGGGUGCCCGACGAGGCGAGCGAGCCGACGUCCACGAUAGUGCUCACGUCCCCGCAGCGCCGGUUCGUCGAUCUCCGCAUCUUGAAAUCCGGGCCGACUACGGAGGGCGCCGCCAAGGAACAUUACACUGAUGGCUUGGAGUGGGGCAUCGCUGGCACCUCAUCUUCAUCUCUCAUCCCCGACGGCAAAGGCGGCGAGAUCCGUCAUUCGCGGUGGGAGCACUGGAUCGACUCUCGCACGACGGAACCCGAGAAGGCGGGUGACGAAGGCGACAUGUACCCCCAGGAAGGCGACCUCACGCUCGAAAAGGGGCGCAUGGUGAACCCGGCCACGGGGAAGGAGUGCGACUACGAGGAACUCUGGCGGGAUGUUGAGCCGGAGCGCGCCGGCGGCCGAGGCUCCGACGAUGCGUCCAAGGGUCCGGAGUGCGUGGUUCUCGAGUUCGAGGACGACGCGAACAAGGCCCGGGGUAUGGUUGUCUGGCUUGGUCAGUUCUGCCAGGGUAUCUCGAGGGUAGGGGAUGAGGUUACGGCGGAGAGGUGGGAGUGGAGACGGAACGACGGCUGGAGGAGGACGGUGAGGAUUGGUGAGGAGAACGCGUUGCCGUGCGAGGUCUUACUGAAGACGGGUGCGCGGUUGAGUAUCGGCGCGCAUGUAAAGCAUCGGCAGAUGAUUUGGAGGGUGCUCGAGAGUAGUGGUUGA